GUGGUUCACGUACUUUCAGAAUCAGAAAUGGCGCGCGUGACUCUCCGCAAUUCUCUCUCAGUUCAAAAGCAAUUUCCAGAGAGAAGUUCGUAGUCACAACCCAAACUACCAACAGAGAAGUUCCCAUUCUCAGACACAGAGAGAGAGAGAGAGAGAGAGAUUCACUAAACUCUCUGUUCUUUGUGGUCCUCUUCAUCGAAACCCUAGAUCCCCCCCUCUUUCUCUCUCCUCACAUUCUUCCCAGGGAGGGUCUCUUGAACUUUCUUAACUUCAGAAUCAUGGAUUUGGAAGAUAAAGUUUUUGCUAAAGAGGUUGUUCGCAUAAUUUGGUUUCUGAUGGCCUCAUUCGUUGUAUCGACAGACUGGUGAUUCAGAUAUCAGUAUAACAAAUAGAAUUGAUUUCAAUCAUCAAUAAUCUGCUCAAUUAUCAGUUCCAAAUCGACUAGCAAGAUGGUCAACAUAAUUGUACUUGAUCUCAUCCAUUGGUUGAUCCAGCAGUGCUAGUCUCUCCAUUUUCUGGCGUUCAAAGUCUUUCUUCCAGUGUGCAAAGCACCCCCGAGAAAAAUGGACACUCGGAUGAUGCUUCAAGAAGUCCAGAACUUCUCCAUGAGUUUUUGAAAUCUGAUCUGAAAAAGGACCUUUUCCGAACUUGCUUUGAUAAGGAAAAGAAAUUCACAGCUUCAUCUAAGUGCAAAAUGACUGACCACCCUUCAAAGAAUAAGAAAAUUCUGAAGAAUCAGGAACCAAGAAAAGCGUCUUUAAGUCCAAAGGUGACGCCCUCUUCCAGGAAACAUCAGAGAAAGGGGGAAAACCCUGUUCGAAUUCCACCUGCCACAGAGCAGUCUCCGGAUUUUGGAUGUUCAAAUUCAUGGGUCUGUAAAAAUUCUGCAUGUAAAGCCGUUCUGUCCAUAGAUGACAUAUUCUGCAAGAGGUGCUCUUGUUGCAUCUGUCACUUAUUCGAUGACAACAAGGAUCCGAGUCUUUGGUUGGUGUGCACAUCUGAAUCUGAUAACAGAGACUCUUGUGGUUUAUCUUGUCACAUUGAGUGUGCGCUCCAACAUGAAAAGGUGGGGGUUGUUGAUCUUGGGCAAUUGAUGCAGCUAGAUGGGAGUUAUUGCUGCGCAGCAUGUGGUAAAGUUUCAGGGAUACUUGGAUGUUGGAAGAAGCAACUUAUUAUAGCAAAGGAUGCUCGCCGGGUCGAUGUCCUCUGUUAUAGGAUAUUCUUGAGUUACAGGCUCCUGGAUGGGACUUCCAAGUUUAAAGAACUUCACGAAAUUGUUAGAAAUGCAAAGGCCAAAUUAGAAACAGAGGUGGGUCCGGUGAACGGAGUGUCAACCAAGAUGGCACGGAGCAUUGUCAGCAGACUCUCUAUUGCUGGUGAAGUGCAGGAACUCUGCUCUCUUGCAAUCGGCAAAGCACAUGAAUGGCUGGCCGCUGUUUCCAACACAAAUCCGAAUUGUAUAGAGGGCUCACUUCCCGCAGCUUGCAGAUUUCACUUUGAGGAAGUGACAUCUUCUUCGGUUGUGAUUGUUUUGAUAGAAUUGCCCGCAGUGUCAUGUGAUGAUAUUAAAGGAUUCAAGCUAUGGUAUUGUAAGAAUAGAGAGGAGACACACCUGAAAGAGCCUAUCCGUGUAUUUCCCCGAGCUCAACGAAGGAUUUUGAUAUCCAAUCUACAACCCUGCACGGAGUACUCCUUUCGGAUAAUUUCUUACACACAGACCGGUGACUUUGGUCAUUCGGAGGCUAAGUGUUUCACCAAGAGUGUGGAGAUAAUUCACAAAGAUCCCAGCUCGGCUGCUAUGAAACACAAGAAUGAGAAUCCCCACGAUGACCAAAGUUCUGAUGCCAUGAGGGAACCUAAGACUACAACAGCCCUCGGAUCUUCUUCUGCAUUCAAGGUCCGAGACCUGGGGAAGAUCCUCCACCUUGCUUGGGCUCAAGAACAAGGCUGCUUUGAGGGCUUUUCCGACAUAGAUGUAGAAGAAUGGAAUGGAGUAAACAAUACGAUUAAGCCUAGUGAAACUCCCAAAGAUGAGUUGCCAUUUGUUUCACGUGGGCUCGACUUAAACAUUGCUUCGGUGCCUGAUCUAAACGAGGAGCUAACCCCACCUUUUGAAUCCUCUAGGGAUGAAGAAAAUGGAUGCACUUUGGGUCAAGCUGUUGAGGCAUAUGAUGAUGCCGUUUCUCGUGAUAUCGAGAAGAAUGGUCUAGCAAGAUCACAUGGUAGUGGUGACUCCCAGAAUUGGACCCAUGGGGUAACCGGAGAAGUGCCAGCUGUCUAUUCCCGGGGAGAACUGUGCAGGAAAAGGGUGGCAACCACAAAUGAAGAGACACACGACUGUAAUAGCACUCUAAUAAAUGGGUCACCAGUCCGAAUAGCCAAUGGAUUGGGGUGCUUGGAUGCGAAUUUUGAAUAUUGUGUGAAGAUCAUUCGAUGGCUGGAAUGUGAAGGUCACAUUAAACAGGAAUUUAGGCUUAAAUUGUUAACAUGGUUUAGCUUGAGAUCAACAGAGCAGGAACGCAGGGUAGUCAACACCUUCAUUCAAACCCUAAUUGACGAUCCAAGUAGCUUAGCAGCACAAUUGGUUGACUCGUUUUCAGAUAUCAUAUCCAGCAAGAGGCCACGAAACGGUUUCUGUAGCAAACUGUGGCAUUGACUAUCGGAGACAAGAUUGCUCUAGUUAACUUAAUGCUUAUUUUAUUAUACUGAUUAAUAUGCCGGUUCUUUGUACAGGCAUUUCUUAAUCACCCAUUGGAAGUGAUCAAUUUGUAUUCUGGACAAGUCUGUCCCCAUUAGAACAUUUUCGGUUGCGGUUUGCGGAGACGGUUCUGGGUUUCUCAGCAGGGGGAGCCCUCUUGAUUGGAGAUUUGGCAUUGUAGAAGGUAUCCCAACAUUUCUCGAGACCUUCCUAUUUAAAUUUAAAACAUUGAAAUUGAUUUCAUUUCACCAUUGAGAAUUUAAUCAUGGGGAUUGAAGAGGCUAUUGUUAUGGCCUUAAAUUAUUUGUUGAAAGGUGGAUGAAUGUUGUAAACAGUUUCAUUUUUUCUUCAUAAAAUUUUAGAUGAUCUUCAGACUUGUUGAAAA
This is a messenger RNA of Camellia sinensis, 3083 nucleotides long. RefSeq names its product VIN3-like protein 1. NCBI's taxonomy places the organism in Eukaryota, Viridiplantae, Streptophyta, Magnoliopsida, Ericales, Theaceae. The record is from RefSeq and is a predicted model, not a curated record. Gene Ontology annotation, biological process: vernalization response; epigenetic regulation of gene expression. Gene Ontology annotation, molecular function: protein binding.